CCCGCGGUCACCGCAGCGAGACUGAGCCUGAACACGGAGGAAGGAACAACGAGCCAAACGCGCUGGAGGUUUGCAAUGCAAGCAGCCUUUCCAGGUUUCUUUUCCUCUUUGCUCCCACCCUGCUGCUGGAUUUGAGAUCAUGUCGGUUAAUAUUGUAGCUUUUGGGAAUGAAAGAGAUGGUUUUUCUGAGGACAAUCAGCAGCCCAGCCUGAUCUGGAGCUAUCUCGGGAGAAGUGCUCUCAUUUCCCAGAUCGACAGCAGCUUGUCUGCCAGUCAUGUUGGAAACCCAGUUUUUACUGAGUAUCAAGCCUGCAUAUUUGGAAAUGUCAGACUGGUGGUACACGACUGUCCCGUCUGGGAUAUAUUUGACAGUGACUGGUACACUUCCUGCAGGCUCAUUGGAGGAGCUGAUAUUAUUGUGAUUAAAUACUCUGUCAAUGACAAGACUUCAUUUCAAGAACUAAAGGACAGCUAUGUUCCAAUGGUAAAAAAAGCACUAAAUCACUGCUCAGUUCCAGUAAUAAUUUCUGCUAUUGGUGCAAGAAAAAACGGAGUGCCUUGCACUUGUCCCCUGUGCACUUCAGACAGGAGGAGCUGUGUCACAACCUCUGAGGGAGUCCAGCUUGCAAAGGAACUCGGAGCCACUUACCUUGAACUGCACACUCUUAAUGACUUCUACAUCCAGAAAUACUUUGGAGGAGUGCUUGAAUAUUUUAUGAUCCAAAGUUUGAAUCAGAAGUCAUGCGAAAAAAUGAAGAAAAGGAAAAAGACACAGAAGUGCCGUCGAGUCCAACCACCUCAACUUGAACAGCCAGAAAAGAUGCCGAUCCUAAAGGGUGAAGCCUCGCACUACAAUGCAGACCUGCACAACCUGCUCUGCUGCUGCCAGUGUGCAGAUGUGGCCUUCUACCCUGAGGAUCUCAGCACGGUGGUGGAGGCUCACAAGAUCAUCCUCUGCUCUGUAAGCCACCUCUUCAUGCUGCUGUUCGGGGUGAAGAGCCCGUCUGACGUGCAGGACACUUCUGUGGUGCAGCUGGCGCAGAGCCUCUUCGCGGUGCAGGCAGGGGAUCCCUUCCCCUCCUCCCCCCGGGGUGUGCCACCCUGUGUCCCACCAGUCAGGGUGGUGGUGAAGGACUCUGUCUUCUGCUCUUGUCUCUCAGAUAUCCUCCACUUCAUUUAUUCAGGUGCUUUCCAGUGGGAACGAUUAGAAGAGGACAUAAGAAAGAAGCUGAAGGAUCCAGAUAAAACAGAACAUGUGCUUGAGAAAGUUAAAUGCAUCCUGAAAACUCCAGGAAAGCUUAGCACUAUAAAGGACUGCAAGUCUCACCAGAUAAAACGGCUCUAUAAUACUUCUCUCAGGCUAUUCUUUAACACACCUGUGCUGGCUGAUGUAAUCUUCAAAAUACAAGGUGCAACUGUUCCAGCCCACAGGGCAGUUCUGGUGGCUCGCUGUGAGGUUAUGGCAGCUAUGUUUAAUGGUAAUUAUCUAGAAGCAAAUAGCAUUCAGGUUCCAGUGUAUGGGGUUUCCAAAGACACUUUCCUGUCUUUCCUAGAGUACCUUUACACUGACUCCUGCUGCCCAGCCAGUAUUCUCCAGGCGAUGUCUCUGCUGAUCUGUGCAGAGAUGUACCAAGUGAUGAGACUCCAGCAUAUUUGUGAACUUUACAUCAUCACUCAGCUUCAGAGCAUGCCUAGCAGGGAACUGGCUUCCACAAGCCUCAGUAUUGUUAACUUGCUCAAAAAAGCUAAGUUUCACAAUUCUGAUUGCCUUUCAACUUGGCUUCUUCAUUUUAUUGCCACUAACUACCUCAUCUUUAGUCAAAAGCCUGAAUUUCAAGAACUUUCAGUGGAAGAGCGCAAUUUUGUAGAGAUGCACCGAUGGCCUUCAAACUUGUACCUGAAGCAGCUUGCUGAUUACAGGAACUAUAUCCACUCCCAGAAAUGCCACUGCACAGUAAUGUAAAGAGACUUGAGUACAUACAAAGUACAUUUCAACUGCAAAAUUUCAGAUUGGGGAUUAUAUAGAAUACAAAAACCAUGUCAAGAGUGAAACCCAAUGCUCACCUCCUCUGGAAAUUACAGACAUUCUUUGUUUUGCUAACAAAUCACUAAUUUUUACCUUGAAACAUUGAGAAACAUAUGUUGAUUUAUUUUAAGCACAAGGACUUCAUAUUCAUGGGGAUUAAAUGUAUUACGGGACAGUGCCAUGACUGGCAUCUGCUUCCCUUUCUAAUUUCCUUUUUGUUGAUUUUAUUGUUUUUCAUGUUUAUUUGUGGCUACUAAACUGAGUCUCUUGAAAAUAGAGUGGUUUUGUACAUCUGUGUGUAAUAGAAGCAUAGGAGUACAGUAGCAGUGCAGGGAAGCUGAGAAGCCAGGUCAUAAGUUCUUCAUAUACUUCAGGAUGCAAAAAUUUUCUGCAGCAUUUUUUAGUUCACAAUAUAUUGGGUAGGCUUAAGAAGCAUUGUAGUUACUACUAAUUUAUUACUCCAGAGAAAGCCUGUAGUUCUGUUACAACCCUAUGAGUAGAUAUUUUAAUUCCAGAGGAAUGCCUAUGCAUCACGGUAUUCUCUAGUGCCUCCAAAUAUCUAAAGAAUGACAUCAUUUUUCCUGCCAGUAGGUAGGAGAAGAAAGCCUGUUUUCACAAUCUGCAGAACACCUUUGUUAUUGUGGUCAUAUUGCAUUUCUCACCAUGAGAAAUAAAGAGAGGGAAAAGUACGUAUGCUCAGAGCAUAUCUGUAUGGUACUGAAGGACAGGGAAGAAAGGCAGAGGGGUCAACAGUCUUUCUUGGGGUUUGAGCAAAAAAACUCACUAGUAGAAGUGGCUUUUUGGGGAAAAGUGUGUCUAGUAAUCAUAGUCACCACAAUGCAUGUUAGAUGUGCUGGCCAUGAGGGAGAUGACCCUCACAGAUUUGGGAUGUUGGCUUUUGUGGUGGGACUUUGAGCUCAAACCUCCCCAGCAGGAACUCAGUUAACGUUUAGUUAUCAUCGUGUGCUCAUAAGCUACACCAUGUGAGACAAACCUAGCUGUGGAUCUAUUCUGAGACACAAGAGAAAAACCCAGAAUAUUAUGACCGGCACAAACCUUGCAGAUGCUAUUUAUCAUUUUCUUGACCAAAACAACUUGUCAUGCUGCUGACUUGUAUAUACAUGUGCUAAUGCCAAAAUGAACUGAGCCUUUUCCUGAGCAUAGGUGCUUUUCUAGAAGCAAAAUCUAAUCAAGGAACUAAACGCCUCAUUAUCAUUCUUGUACUUUCAGUUCUGGCUUUUCAUCUUCCUUUGUAAUGUGGUAUGUAGCCUGAGACUGUGGCAUUUCUACCACAUCAAAUGUAUCUGGAAACUGCAUCUAUGAGAAGGUGGAAAAACAAAUUGCUGGAGCUGAAUCUUUUUUUUUUUUAAGGUACAAGAAUUGUUAUAUUUUUCAAUACUGUUUUCUAGAUAAAUUGUUCUUUUCAAAUUCCAUUCUAGAGUCGUAGAGAUUUUUUUUGGUGAUACUUUGCAGAACUUCAGAGGGUAUUUCCUUCCCUAUUUUUGUAUACACACAAAAUAAAAAAGAGUUUAUGACUCAGCUGGCUGCUGCAGACUCAAAAUUCCAAGGUUCCUUUUAGGCAAGAAUGAUUUAAAAAAAAACCAAAAAACUCUGCAUCUGCAGAUCCUAAAGUUAUUUAAAAGAUGAAUAUACUUAUCUACAUCUUGCAUAUAGGGAGCCCAAAAUAUAGAAAAUGAUAAUACUUUUUCAAGAUCAUGAAAGAAAACUGAAAUUAUUAAACAAAAACUUAGUAGGAAAGUAAUUCGUAUGGAACUUACAACUGAAAAAAAGUAGUUUUUAUAGUUAUAUAGUUAUCAAAAAUUUAAGCAAAAAUUAAAUUACUGGAUAGAUAUUAACAAAACGGUAAGUUUUUUGAAGCUUAAAGUCAUGGAAAAAUUUGUGCAUACAGUUAAACUACAGCUUAUCUAGACAUCUGAUAGCAUCCUUGGGUGCUUCUACCAGAAGUCAGCUCAAUUAUCAAAAGUAGGGAUUAAAUGCUUCAUACUGACAACCUGUGCAAAAGUGACUCAAAAGCUCUGUAAAUAUUAGUCUAAGCUUCAUGUAGUCCUGCAUUUUUAAUAUUUUGAAAGCUUUCCCAGUGUUUUCACUAGGAAUUAGUCUGUUGCCAAUGAUUUGUGUAUAGAUAACACAUAAGAAAGUACUGGUUUUAAUAUCUGUAAAUGUUUUAUAGGUAUUUAAAAUAGGCUUAAUGGAAAUAUAAACACUUUAUAUCCAAACCAGAGAAAAAUUUUGCUAUUAUGCAUUUUAGACAAUGAUAGCCACAGGUUUUAUACAGACAAGUUACGCAGUAUAAAAUAUUUAGUAUUUAUUCAGAGAUUCAGAGACUAAUGCUUACUACUGUUCAGACAAUAAACCAAGUUUCCAUUUUACUGUGUAUCCCCAUAAUGCUGCCUGUAUCAGGUGCAGAUGUGUUGUACUUGCAGACAUACACCAUCUGAUAAAUUUUAAGUCUUAGAAAAAAUCUUACUAGACAUUCUUACUUUCAUUCUGUAAGAUGAUUUUCUGUAGAAACAUAUGUACCUUAGAGCUAUUUUUAAACCUUUUUUAGCAUUUGGAAACAUGACUGAAAGUAGCUAAUGAUGCUUUGUGAGUGGCUAUUCUUAGCUGGUUUUAGUGGAGGCUUUAGGGCUGUAUCCAUCGCAGAUAGUCAGGAAUUAGGGAAGUACUGAAUUUGGUAUUUAUUUAUAACUGUGUAUGGCAUAAGGUAAAAACUGCUUUGUUAUAAACCUCUCACUUUAUACUAUGGUAUAAAGUAAAAAUUAGGAACCAAUUGGAAAAAAAAAUGUUAAUUAAGGAAGUGGUUUUUAAAAUAUAAAAUGUUUCUGGAAUUCUUCCACUGGUUCCAACACCUCCCAAACUCCCCUGGCACUGGCAACAUUCAGAUGAAAGAAAGAGGUCAGUGAUUAAUUUGGAUGUCCCUAGGCAGUACCUAUAGCAUUUGAAAUUAUAUAUUUAGGCUUAAGUUUUAGACUUAAUUUUUGCUAUCCUAUAUAUGUGUGUUCUUGUCCCAAACUAGCACUAAGCUUUACAGAGACUAAAAAAGUGUUUUUCUGCACUAGGAAGGUUUUCCAAUGAUAGUCAGAAAACCUUUACUGUUGUCCUUAAGCUAUGGUGUGGUUGAUUUGAAGAAAAAAAAUGCAAAAAACAAACAAACAAACAAACAAAAACCCAACCAAUCAAAAAAACCCCCCACCAACCUCUUAGAAAAAAUAAUAACUAUUUUAUUAGGCACGUCCUGAAACUCUUGUAUGUUUUUCUUUUAAUGUACCCUGACUAAAUUACACAUUUUUAGAUUGAAUAUGUAAAAAUUUUGAUACAAAAUUAAAAAAAAAGUUCUCUAA
This is a messenger RNA of Camarhynchus parvulus, 5388 nucleotides long. RefSeq names its product Rho related BTB domain containing 3 (gene RHOBTB3). Bases 140 to 1963 code for a protein of 607 amino acids. The record is from RefSeq and is a predicted model, not a curated record. Gene Ontology annotation, molecular function: ubiquitin protein ligase binding; GTPase activity; GTP binding. Gene Ontology annotation, cellular component: cytoplasm. Gene Ontology annotation, biological process: proteasome-mediated ubiquitin-dependent protein catabolic process; regulation of proteolysis. Lineage: Eukaryota; Metazoa; Chordata; Aves; Passeriformes; Thraupidae. The transcript has 12 exons.